UUAUAUAUUAUUUCCCUUUGUAAUAGAUAUAGUAUCGGAAAAACAACCUAGUCACGGGGAAUUUUGCACGCACCUGUGUGACGUCAUGAGCUGCGAAGGGGCACGGGAGGCGAGUGACUGACGGGCUAGGAGAGAGCACACGUCACAGCUCUUAGUGCAACGGACGUUCUUCGAAGGGAGUGUUAUGCUUUCCUUCGAGCGAGGUAAAAUCCCGGGGAUUUCGGCUUAAAGAACGGAAAUAAGACUGGAGUAAAUUUGCGUGAGAACUCGUGUAGCAGCCACGGAGAACCUCUGAACUACUGGUGUCGAGAGUGCCAACAGCUGCUAUGUGGCUGCUGCAUCCUCAAACUACAUCUCAAAGACGGCCACGACGUAGUACACACGAGCGACUUCAUCACAGAGAAGAAAAAGGACAUCAAGAAACAAGCCAAACGACUCAGCCAGGUUCUCACGGAGAGCAAGGAAAGCGUUAUCCAAAAGUUCCAUCUUUGCGUCAUGAAGAUCGUCGAGCUGUGCGGGGAGAGCGAGAACAUUCUCACCAAAGACGAAGAACUCCAGAAAAUCUCCUCGGAAGCGAAGACGUUCAACGAAGUCGAGUCCAUCCUCGUGUCCGAGACGAGGCUGCAGAGUCUCCAACAAGCCCGUGUCGGGGAAGCUCUGCCGACCUCGACUGGCGACGCCCCUCGCCCAGGAAGAACCAGGGAGUACCUCGAAGUUCCCGACGGCGACCGGACGCUCGACGAGGAAUGCUCGCAGGGGCAAUACCCCGUUCUCGAUAUUCAAGACGACAAAGGUCCAUCUCCCAAACAUUUGGAACCAAAACCCACUGGGGAAUUAGGUGCACAUGAAUAUCAGCUUACAACAUCUACCUCUUUAUCGAACCAGUUACCUUGGCCGCUGAAGUGCUGCGUUGUUGCCAAGGACGGACGUCAGACCACGAUGCAGCGGGAAGAUGGUCUGGUGCUCGUGGGCGCCCUCUCGCUCAACACGCAUGACGCGCAUGUCACUGUACAGAUGGCUGUAGUGGAGUCGAUGGUCCACCCGGAGCACCCGCAGGUAUUCCUGGAGCUGCACGCCGGGGAGAGAUACCUGGGCAGACUCGUUAUUCGCCUCUGGGGCCGCCUGCGUCGCGCCCAGCACUUCAAGGCCCUCUGCCUCGCCUCCUUCGGCCCGUCCUACACGGGGUCGCGACUGGAAUACGUAGGGAACAAGAACCAGCCCGGGGAAUUCAUCGUCGGGGGAGGAUACCUGGACCAGGACUCGAAGCGGAGCUCGCGGGGUCUCAUGGACGACCUCGAGUGGGGGGGCCAGUUUGCCGGGGAGGACGCCGAAGGACUCCUACAGGGCGCGGGGGGCGGUCACCGAGAGUACGACGCACUCUUCUGUAUCUGCAGCAGGACCGACGUGGCGGGGAAAUCCCAGUGUCCUUUCGGAGAAGUCGUUUCUGGGAUGGAGGUGGUGAGGGCGGCCGCGCAACACGAGCCCAUCGCCGACGUCAGAAUCAGUCGGAGCGGCAUAGUGCUUCCGGAGUCUCAGCCAGGAAAGAUGAACGGCAUGAUCCGGACGUUGCUGCUGCUGGGCCUGGUCCUGGUCGGGACGCAGGCGGACGAGUGCUCCCUGACACCUGUCAUUCACAUCCUGUCAUAUCCCGGCUGCAACUCGAAGCCCAUCCCCUCCUUUGCAUGCCAAGGGAGGUGCACGUCGUAUGUCCAGGUAUCCGGCAGCAAGAUCUGGCAAACGGAGCGAUCGUGCAUGUGUUGUCAGGAGUCUGGCGAAAGGGAAGCAUCGGUUACUCUCAACUGUCCUAAGGCACGACCCGGGGAACCAAGAAUGAGGAAGAUUCUCACACGAGCGCCCAUUGACUGCAUGUGCCGACCCUGCACCGACGUGGAGGAGGGCACGGUGCUGGCGCAGGAGAUCGCCAACUUCAUCGAGGAUUCGCCCAUGGAGAACGUCCCCUUCCUGAAGUAAUGACCACCACACCCAUGGAAACUCUCCCCGUUGCCGACCUGUGAUUUCGAAGGACAUAGAACCUUGUUUUUACUUUCGUAGCUCUCUUUUAAAAGACUUAUGUAAGCAUGUGAUCAAGAAAGGAAGGACACGUUUUUCUGUAAAUUAAUAAUCCAAUGAAUGUUUCUACCUCCUCUUUACCAGUGUGUGUUACUCCGAUUUACAGUGUGGAAAUCAUCCGACAUAACACCAGGAUGGAACAAUACUCGCUCUCUCAGAAUUUGCUUUUAAGAGUGUACUUCAGUGCCUUUGAAAUACAUAACACAUAAGUUUGCUUUGGGAUGAUUCUCUUUACAUCAAAGGACAUGAUAUAGUAUUUUUGAAAUACUGAAGUUCCCCCAAUGGUGAAACAGUGAAUAAAUCUCUCAACUUAGACCAGUGAAAGAGUGCGAUAUGAUUUAUUAAAAUCGUUUUUCCAACAACUGUGAAUUAACAGAGGUGUUUGUCUGUAGUGCAUUGCUCGUAAUCCGGAACAUUUAGCUGUUGACGAUAUAGUGACAGCUGCCCAAGAGAAAUGAUAAUCGAUGGUUAAGUAAUUUGCCCAAUAGACCAUAGUUGUCUGUCUGUUUUAUCACUAAUCACUGUGAACAUUGAAGAGCAGAACAUGAUAUAGAUUGUUGUCAUUUAGUAUGAAAUGAGUGUUAUAUAUAAAUAUAUUUAUGUGUAUCCUUUUUCUAUGGAAUGUUGAUCGGUAGUCACAGAAUAUAAUAUAAUUUACA
Penaeus chinensis is the source of this 2729-nucleotide messenger RNA. RefSeq lists its product as uncharacterized. The record is from RefSeq and is a predicted model, not a curated record. The coding region runs from base 496 to 1971 and encodes 491 amino acids. The transcript has 6 exons. NCBI's taxonomy places the organism in Eukaryota, Metazoa, Arthropoda, Malacostraca, Decapoda, Penaeidae. Gene Ontology annotation, biological process: animal organ morphogenesis. Gene Ontology annotation, molecular function: receptor ligand activity; BMP binding.